Sorex araneus (European shrew) is the source of this 6402-nucleotide messenger RNA. It is a transcript of the gene CACNB2, whose product is annotated as calcium voltage-gated channel auxiliary subunit beta 2. Gene Ontology annotation, molecular function: high voltage-gated calcium channel activity; protein binding. The coding region runs from base 786 to 2576 and encodes 596 amino acids. The record is from RefSeq and is a predicted model, not a curated record. The transcript is spliced from 13 exons. Gene Ontology annotation, cellular component: voltage-gated calcium channel complex. NCBI's taxonomy places the organism in Eukaryota, Metazoa, Chordata, Mammalia, Eulipotyphla, Soricidae. Gene Ontology annotation, biological process: neuromuscular junction development; regulation of voltage-gated calcium channel activity; calcium ion transmembrane transport.
UGUGUGCUGGCUGGCGGGCUCCGAUGCAGGGAGCGUGGAGGGAGAGCCGGGGCCAGAGGCCACGCCAGCAAGCCCUUUCUCCAAUUCACGGGAAACGCGUCCUGCGAGACACAAAGCGUCUGACCGUCUGGAGGGAGGUCCUGUAGUCCUCGCAAGUCUAGACUCCGCGUUUUUUUCCGGGAGAGGGAGGAGGGAGAGACAGCACCGCUUAGAAGUGCCCCGAGUGCUCCGGAGGUAAGGGGAGCCGGGCUGCUGCUGUGAUCUGUGCAUCGGCAGGAGGAGGCAGGAAUGGCAAAGCGGCCGCUGCAGCUGCCUUCUCGGGCGCAGUCACAGCCACAGCGCCAGGGCUAGGCCGGCGAGCAGCGGGAUCCGCAGGCUGGGGGAGAUGCAAGAUGCCCUGAUGUUUGCGAAUCUCUCCAGCUGACAAUGGCUAUUGACAAGCCCAGAAACUCUCCUGCCCGGGGCCAUCGCCGCUUGUUAGCAGUGGUCUCUUCGGGAAUAUGAAGCAUCUUUCCGGGAGGUUUCUAGUCCAGAGACAGUAAGUCCCUCAAGAAGAAGAGAUCAGAUUACCCCAAACAGAGAAAACAAAGUUUGGGGCCGGUCUGCCAGCCAAGAUGGUGUUUUUAGAAACUACCUAGGAGACAGAAGCUAAGUGUUGAUUUGUCCAGGCGUCUUUUCUUACCUGGGAGCGGAAGGUGGGAAGAAAUGGACAGAGGCUCUGAGAAGGGAAGGCUCAAUGCGCCUCAGUGAAGCCGCGCGCUGACUGCAUCCUGCACCGGCUCUUCAUGCAGUGCUGUGGGUUGGUACAUCGGAGGCGAGUCCGGACGUCCUAUGGUUCGGCAGACUCCUACACCAGCCGUCCGUCGGAUUCCGAUGUUUCUUUGGAGGAGGAUCGCGAGGCAGUGCGCAGAGAAGCAGAGCGGCAGGCCCAGGCCCAGUUGGAAAAGGCCAAGACAAAGCCCGUUGCCUUUGCGGUUCGGACAAAUGUCAGCUACAGUGCAGCCCAUGAAGAUGACGUUCCCGUGCCGGGCAUGGCAAUCUCAUUCGAAGCCAAAGAUUUUCUGCAUGUUAAGGAAAAAUUUAACAAUGACUGGUGGAUAGGGCGUUUGGUGAAAGAAGGCUGUGAAAUCGGAUUCAUCCCAAGCCCGGUCAAACUCGAGAACAUGAGGCUACAGCACGAGCAGCGAGCCAAGCAAGGGAAAUUCUACUCCAGUAAAUCAGGAGGAAAUUCAUCGUCCAGUUUGGGUGACAUAGUACCUAGUUCCAGAAAAUCUACACCUCCAUCAUCUGCUAUAGACAUAGAUGCUACUGGCUUAGAUGCAGAAGACAAUGAUAUUCCAGCAAACCACCGCUCCCCUAAACCCAGUGCAAACAGUGUAACGUCACCCCACUCCAAAGAGAAAAGAAUGCCCUUCUUUAAGAAGACAGAGCACACGCCCCCCUACGACGUGGUCCCGUCCAUGCGUCCUGUGGUUCUGGUGGGCCCCUCGCUGAAGGGGUACGAGGUCACAGAUAUGAUGCAGAAAGCGCUGUUUGACUUUUUGAAACACCGGUUUGAAGGGCGGAUCUCCAUCACCCGGGUCACUGCAGACAUCUCACUCGCCAAACGCUCAGUGUUGAACAAUCCCAGUAAGCACGCAAUAAUAGAAAGAUCCAACACGAGGUCAAGCUUAGCGGAAGUUCAGAGUGAAAUUGAAAGGAUUUUUGAACUUGCAAGAACGCUGCAAUUGGUAGUCCUUGAUGCAGACACUAUUAAUCAUCCGGCUCAACUUAGUAAAACCUCUCUGGCCCCGAUUAUAGUGUAUGUAAAGAUCUCCUCUCCGAAGGUUUUACAACGACUAAUAAAAUCGCGAGGGAAAUCUCAAGCUAAACACCUCAAUGUCCAGAUGGUCGCAGCUGACAAACUGGCUCAGUGCCCUCCAGAGUUGUUUGAUGUGAUCCUGGACGAGAACCAGCUCGAGGAUGCUUGUGAACACCUCGCCGAUUACCUGGAGGCCUACUGGAAGGCCACCCACCCGCCCAGCAGCAAUGUCUCCAACCCACUUCUCAACCGGACGUUAGCCACAUCCACGCUGCCUCUUAGCCCCUCUCUAGCCUCUAAUUCACAGGGUUCUCAAGGUGAUCCGAGGACAGAUCGCUCUGCUCUGGCCCGUUCUGCGCCCCGAGUUGAAGAAGAGCCCUGCCUGGAACCAGUCAAGAAGUCCCAGCACCGGUCCUCCACCCAGCACCACAAUCACCGCAGCGCCGUGAGCCGUGGCCUCUCCAGGCAGGAGACAUUUGACUCGGAAACCCAGGAGAGUCGAGACUCUGCCUACGUGGAGCCCAAGGAAGAUUACCCCCACGAACACGUAGACCACUAUGCACCACACCGUGAGCACAACCACGGGAGCAAUGAGCACAGACACAGGGAGACUCGGUACCGUUCCAGGGAUCGAGAGCAGGACCACAAUGAGUGCAACAGACAACGCAGCCGUCAUAAAUCCAAGGAUCGCUAUUGUGACAAGGAUGGAGAAGGAAUAUCCAAAAAACGGAAUGAGGCUGGGGAGUGGAACAGGGAUGUUUACAUCCGCCAAUGACUUGUGCCCUUAUUGUGUGUGUGUGGUUUUUUUUUCUAAGUCUUGUAUAACAGCACUCCAAACUAAUUCUUUGGGGUCCACAUUGCAAUCAUAUGUGAUGUCUUGUAUAUUUUUUAUUGCUGUUGCUUGAAUAGCAAUAGCAUGAAAUAGAGUAUUAAUAUACUUUGUUUUCUUUUGUAAGUGGUACAUGAAUUUGCCUGGUACAGCUGCAGUCCUCCGGUUAUGCUGGACUUUACAGAAACUGGUACAGCUGCCACUUGAACAAAAUCUGUUGCCAUCCAGAUGGCAUUAGUAUUUUCAGAAAUGUAGUGGAUGUGCGCAGCAAGCCAGAAUCAGCCCAGAUAAAAUGUGGUAGGUACCUGAUUUGCAUAUUCACUCAUCCAUGGACACUGUUGCUUGUACCUCUGGCUGACUAAAUUUGGGGACAGAUUCAGUCUUGCCUUACACAAAGGGGAUCAUAAAGUUAGAAUCUAUUUUCUAUGUACUAGUACUGUGUACUGUAUAGACAGUUUGUAAAUGUAAUUUCUGCAAACACCUUCUUAUAUAUAAUAUAAUAUAAUAUAUAUAUAUCAGUUUGAUCACACUAUUUUAGUCUUAAUGCCAAGUCAGCAAUUUCUUUGAAUUACAGGGACUAGAAGUGCCCACAUUCAGGAAAUUUGUAAAAACAUCAUCUAGACACCUAUCCCCAUUCGAGUAGGAAGAUUGUACAUACUGUAAAUAUGUGUGAUUGCUUGACUUGAAAAGGUUUGAUUUCUUACGUUUCCCCAUCCCUGUAAGUACAUCAUUUUGACCAUAAAUUAUGGCAAAUAUAACCAAACUCCAAAGGCUGUUUUAAACCCGUACAGUUUCACACUGAUUGUGACAAACACCUUCUUAGUAGCUAGUGUCUGAGGUCACUGGAGUAUACGAGCCAGAACUGUAUGCACGUGUGUGCGGCUGUGUGAAGUGUGACUGACUUGAGAGAUGAAUCUAAUUAAGAAACUAAACUGAGAACUAGAAUUCUGCCCACCUGGCUGUGCAUUUAACUGUGCUACAUGUUGUUUUCAUGAUGGAUCAAGUGGUCAGGGAUGUGAGGGAACUUGCUGCCAAAGGGGACAUGGGAAAGCAUUCGUCUUGCUGGGUCCCGGUGUCUGCCCCUGGAGAAAAAGUACAGGCAACUUUCAACUGUGUUUCACUGGAAAUGUACAAUCUUUGUGUGUUCGAGUAUUUGUUUUGUGAGAAAUGUUUACACAGCUUGUAGAAUUAUUUUGUGGGAAAAUAAAUUUUUCUAACUUCUCCCACUUCCUUCCCUAACUGUACCCAUCACUCCUGUUGUUUGUCUCCCGCUCACCUGCCAUUUAACCCCUCACCACCAACUCCCAACAAUUUCACUGUCUGUUAAAACCCAGAAGUGCUUCUUAGAACCAAAGUUUCUGCUCUUCAGAAUCGGUCAGGGGGAAAAUGGGGAGAGAUGAAGUCAAUAAAAUGUUUAAAAUAUUUUCCUACACCUGUUCUGAAGGGGAACCCAGGAGAGACUAGCUACCUGCCUCAGCUGUCUUGCUGUAAGCAGCUCACAAUGUGGUUGUCGCUCAAAGACUGAAACCACCCGUGUCUCUUACAUGCCCAUCUUUGUCCAAUUAUGACUGAUCAGUAUUAGAUGUGCAAGUACCUAACACUUGAAGUCUGUAUAUGUCAUCCCAUUGCUCAUUGAUUUGCUCGAGCGGGCACCAGUAACGUCUCAUUGUGAAACUUCCUGUUACUGUUUUUGGCAUAUCGAAUACACCACAGGUAGCUUGCCAGGCUCUGCAGUGCGGGUGAGAUACUCUUGGUAGCUUGCUAGGCUCUCUGAGAGGGACAAAGGAAUCGAACCCAGGUCAGUCACGUGCAAGACAAAUGCCCUACCCGCUGUGCUGUAUACUAUAUAAUUAUUGUUAAAAAUAAGUCACCCUGUUUCUUUUGCUGGAUUAUUCCAAGCUCUUGCCAAAUAUUCUUGAGCCUUUAAGUAAAAUCAUUUCAUAUCUAAUUCAUUAAUUCCCCCUUCCCUCAAGAAUACUUAAAAAAAUUAGUUUACAUAUAUAAUUUUUAUCCAGUAAUAUGAAACAUUCCCCAUUUAACUAUGGGCAAGUUAAAUAUAAAAAUAUAAUAUAUAAAGCUUUGCUUUAAAGUGUUCACCUCAUUAGAAGUACAUAUUCCAAUUUAAGUACUUUCAUAAAAAAAAUUUUAUCUCACCAGCCCCACUGUUCCCUACACACAACUUUAUGUAAAUAACUUUGAAAUAUUUAAAUUCUUUCAAGUACUAUCUUAUUACUUGCUGCUACCAUCAAUCCCUUUGAAAGAAUUAUGCUAACAGAUGAUCAAAAUUUUAUUUUCUUUAAAUUUUAUCCUUGGAUUCUUUUUUUUUUUUUUUUUUUUUUUUGGUUUUUGGGUCACACCCGGCGAUGCACAGGGGUUAUUCCUGGCUCUGCACUCAGGAAUUACCCCUGGCGGUGCUCAGGGGACCAUAUGGGAUGCUGGGAAUUGAACCCGGGUCGGCCGCGUGCAAGGCAAAUGCCCUACCCGCUGUGCUAUUGCUCCAGCCCCUAUCCUUGGAUUCUUAAAUUUCUCACUUGACUGUGAAAAACAUGUUAGUCUGAAUCAGAAUAUUCCUCAAAAGCUCUAUUUUGUAGUUGAGUUUGAGUUGACAUAAGGAGUUCUAUGUGAAAACUUUAUAGUGGGUAUAUGUGUAAACAAUGUGUGCUAUAAAAUCUGCACGGAAUUUUAAAGUGAAGAAAUAAUCCUAAAUCAAUGGAAUACUCACAGAUCAUACAAACCUAGUCUCUUCAUACAGCAAAGGCUUAAUUUUAACCUACUCAGCUAUAGGAUCAUUUUUGUAGUUAGCCUAGAAAAUUCUAAAAAUGUCAACAGUUCUUUUUUCCUUUUUUUGGUCAAGCCCAUUUCACUUUUUCCUAUACUCUUUCUCUACUGCUUAUUUAAGCUAAUGUUACAAAACGGUGCUGCUUAAUGUAGGACAUAUUAGUCAUACUGUACUUUGGGACAAUGCCACAUUUUUAACACUGUCUGCUAUGCAUUCCCAUUAAGCAAUCAUUGUCAGCUACACUAAAAUGUUCAACAAAUAUGGGUUCAAGUAAUUCAUAUAAAACAAAGAGCUGGCUUCUGUAUUGUUUAUUAGUAGCAGCAUUGAUUACUGUCUUGGAAAAAGAUUUUUAAAGUAGAGAAUGGCAAACAUUCAACAGGGCUACAAACAGGGGUUGGUGAAGACCAUUUGCCCUCCAUGUGCACAGCCCGAGUUUGAUUCCUGGCGCUGCCAAAAAUAAAUUGACAUAUUCAGUUCCACUUGCCCCUGUGGAAUGUCUUAAAAGCAAUGCCAGUCAUCGAUAUUCCUUUAGUGAGCUUAUUAUGUUGAUUUAAAAAAAGAAAAAAGAUUUCAGGUAGGUAAAGGAUCUAUUAAGACGUUAAGUACAGCUCUCCCACCUUAAUUCUAUAUUUGCAGCAAUUCUUGACUCAACUUAAAAUUUCAUUAUUCACUUUUAUAGGAGAGAUUUACUUUAAUUCCUCAUCCAUGUCCCUUUACGCAAUGAUGUCCAUACUGAUAGUCUUAGAUGCUCUGAUCUUAUUAAAACUCCAAGAGUCAGUGUUAGAAAAAAACAGGUAACUAGAUGGUUCUGGGUCAGUUGUUUCAUUAUGGCUAAGUUAUAUUUUUAUCUAUUUGUACUUCACUUUGCUAUUUAAACUAACGUGAUAACAGGGUUUUGAAGUGUACUCACUGUUGAAUUUAAAUGCUCUUAUGUUUUGCAGAAAUAUGUGUUAAUACUUAAUGGUAAAGAUAAUAUAUUAAUUUUUCUCCACA